Messenger RNA from Varroa destructor (honeybee mite), 2295 nucleotides. RefSeq lists its product as uncharacterized. The record is from RefSeq and is a predicted model, not a curated record. Gene Ontology annotation, molecular function: protein binding. NCBI's taxonomy places the organism in Eukaryota, Metazoa, Arthropoda, Arachnida, Mesostigmata, Varroidae.
CGGAGAAUGGCAGUAGCCCCCACAAUAGCAUCUCUCUCAAUGCUAUUGCUGUCACCGGAGUGGAAAUUUAGCAGCUAUUUAUAUUGAAGUUUCGUCCCAUCUUCUGAGUCCGCGCAAAUCCGCUCUAUACGCCGUGUCAGUAGUUCCACAUUCGCUGGUGUCGUUAUUGCACAAUGGUGAGACAUCGUGUACGAUCGCCUGACCUGCGUCGCCGCAACCGACGGGCGGAUUCUUCAGACUCAGAUGGCUAUUUUCAAGCGCCUCUUGUAGUUAGACCGAUGGAACUGCGGGUGUCCCCAUUGCGCGAGGAAAGAGCAUAUAGAAGCCCGGACACGAAGGAAUAUAAACACGCACACAAGAAGCGCCGGCCUCCGAGUUUGCCGCCUUCAGAGAGCUCAAGCGACGAGGAGGUCGAAUCUGGCAGCCAAAGCGAAUCGAGUUCAGGCAGCGGCAGUUCGGAAAGCGAAUCUGGCUCAGAGUCCGGUAGCGGCAGCGAUGACGAAAGCGGAUCCAAUAUGAGCGGUUCGAACAGUGGCUCUGAGAGCGGCAGUGAGAGCGGCAGUAGCGAAAACGAGAGUGAGUCAGGGGGAUCCGAUGAUGAACGCAAUGACAAAGGCAGCCGACGGCAUCGAAACGAGCAACCCCGGCGCGUCAGUAAACAUCGAAGUCGAUCGCCCGUGGAACGACGACUGUCACCUAGAAAGAAGAAAGCGCGUAAUCGUCAGCCUUCGCCACCCAGAAAACGUGAUAAAGAAAGGAGACGUAGUGGCUCACCACCUGCCCGUUCGCCAGAGAGGAGGCGACACAAGGAAAACAGGAGAAAACGGAGUGUUUCUGCAGAACGCCAUCGAUUACGCUUCUCUAGCCCAAACGGUCACCGUAAGAAGACAUCAUCGCCGAAUCGCCGAAGUUCACACAUGGCAUCUCGAAGAGACCGUAGACGAUCGAGGGACCGACGAAAAAGCCCUCCGAGGAGACAAAGCGAUAAAAACCGAAGACGUGGUAGCAGCAUGGAACGAAAACGGUCGUCGCCUUCAUCCAGGCGUCGUGGCGAUAGGGAUCGUGGAGAAAGCCCUCGGCGACGAAAAGGUUCGCUGUCACGGCGAGAACCUAGAGACAGUUCACCUAAGCGAAGUCGAGCAGCUUCACCUCACCGGGCUUCGCGAAAGGAAUCUCCUAGACGAAGGUCCUCGCCGCUAUCACGAGAUCGAGACGACUCGAGAGAAAAAGGCAAAGGAGGUCACAGGGAUCGUCGGGAGGGGCGAAGAUCAUCGCCGAGGAGCGGCCGAGGAGACGAUGAUAAAAAAAAUGAGAGAAAAAGCGAUGCCGGUGCAGAUGAGGUCAAGAAAACUAAUAAGGAUGCGCCAAGCAGAGGGUCGCAAAACGAAAAAAGCGACGACACUCGCGGACGAAACGGAAAGAAACCGGAUAGCGAUGAAAAGAAAGUGGAGGAGUCCCGCGAUAGCGGGCGCACAAAGUUCAAGCAAGAAAAAGUUUCGCCAAUUCACGUCACCAAGGUAAAGGAUGAGCCCGCCACACCUGAGCGUUCUAAAUGGGAAGAUACAGAUGCGGACAAGUCAUUGCAUGGUGUUAAACGAAGUGCCGGCGACGAUGGUGACCGACCAAAAGGCGGGAAAAGGGCGCGAGGUCGCGCUGACGACAAACGAAAAAAUCGUGCUACAGAAGAACCGGACGAUAAAUUCGAAUGGGGCAAAUCAGAAGAUAAUGUCAAACCUGAAGGCGAGUUAAAACCUGAAGAUAAGAAAAAGGCAGAUCUAGGAUUGUCGGGUAAACUCGCCGAAGAUACAAACGUAUUUAAUGGAGUGGUCGUGAAAUACAAUGAACCACCUGAAGCAAAAAAACCAAAGCGACGAUGGCGUCUCUAUGUGUUCAAGGGAGAAGAAAGUUUACCCUUCAUACCAUUGCACAGACAAAGCGCUUACCUUAUCGGACGUGACCGUAAAGUAGCGGACAUCCCUAUCGAUCAUCCCUCAUGUUCCAAACAGCACGCUGUUCUCCAAUACCGAUCUGUAGCUUACGAAAGACCGGACGGGUCUACGGGCCGCAGAGUGCGUCCCUACGUCAUUGAUCUCGAGUCUGCCAACGGGACAUUCGUCAACAAUAAAAGAAUCGAUGCUCGGCGAUUUGUGGAAUUAUUUGAGCAAGACGUCAUCAAAUUUGGGUUUAGUAGUCGGGAGUAUGUUAUUUUGCCGGAGGAUGCCGCCGAAACCGGACAAAAGGAAGACGGUGCUCAAGAAACUGCACAAGAACCUGUGGGACCUUAGAUAUCGUAUA